AUGAUUGAUGACUCGCAUCUUGCAACCGUUAUUGGGAAAUGUGUGCAAGUAUUCAUCGACGACAUCAUUGUGUAUUCAAGAACAUUAGAGGAACAUGUACAACAUUUGGAGCGUGUAUUUGGGAUAUGCAAGGAGGCGAAUCUACGUAUCAAGUUGGCGAAGUGUUCAUUUGCAAGUGACAACGUGGAAUACUUGGGUCAUCAAAUCACAAGACAAGGAUUGAAACCAACAGACCGCAACGUUAAGAAGGUUUUGGAUAUGACAGCUCCAAAGAACAAGAGUGAGGUGCGAUCCUUUUUGGGCAUGGUGGGCUAUUAUCCAAGGUUUAUUCCAGCUUUUGCGGAGAAGUCACAUGCUAUACAACAACUUACAAGGAACAAGGUGGAUUUUAUUUGGGGUGAUGAGCAAGAAGCGGCAUUCAAGGUGUUGAAGGAAGCGUUGGUGAAUCCACCUGUAUUGGCGUAUCCUGAUCCAACCAAGGUACAGAUUUUGACAACCGAUGCGUCUGGGAAAGGAAUCGGUGCAAUAUCAUCACAGUCAGCAGAUGGGUCAAGCGAUGGUGAACAGGUGAUAGCUUAUGCUUCUCGUGCAUUGCGUGGUCCUGAGGUUCGAUAUGCGACAACUCAUGUGGAAGCUUUGGCGAUUGUGGCUGGCAUGUAUCAAUUUCGGCAUUAUCUACGGGGACGCAAGUUUGUAUUGUACACCGAUCACUCCGCUUUGACAUACAUCUUGAACAACCCGUCACCAAGCCCGAAGGUAUCAAGAUGGUCAGCUGCAACCAUUGAAUAUGACUUUGUGACUAAGCAUCGAAAAGGCGAGAGCAAUCCAGCGGACGCUUUGUCGCGGUUGGUGGGGUGA
This is a messenger RNA of Lichtheimia ornata, 858 nucleotides long. RefSeq lists its product as uncharacterized. The coding region runs from base 1 to 858 and encodes 285 amino acids. The record is from RefSeq and is a predicted model, not a curated record. Lineage: Eukaryota; Fungi; Mucoromycota; Mucoromycetes; Mucorales; Lichtheimiaceae. The transcript has a single exon.